Messenger RNA from Anguilla rostrata (American eel), 2487 nucleotides. RefSeq names its product neuronal acetylcholine receptor subunit alpha-10-like. The record is from RefSeq and is a predicted model, not a curated record. Gene Ontology annotation, molecular function: acetylcholine-gated monoatomic cation-selective channel activity; transmembrane signaling receptor activity. The transcript has 5 exons. Bases 427 to 1974 code for a protein of 515 amino acids. Gene Ontology annotation, biological process: signal transduction; nervous system process; regulation of membrane potential. NCBI's taxonomy places the organism in Eukaryota, Metazoa, Chordata, Actinopteri, Anguilliformes, Anguillidae. Gene Ontology annotation, cellular component: postsynaptic membrane; neuron projection; plasma membrane.
UGCGUCAAAAGCAAAAUACAACCGCCGCGCGCACGUGCGCCGUGUGAUGAAAAUGAUAUAAUGCUGACUUUGGGUGCGCAAACAUUAAUAGCGCGUGCCCCGGGUAGCUGUCGAAGGCGGCAAUGCCACCCGCGAGGCGAUGUGCGUCCAGUAGUCCGCACUGUGGUCCGUCUCCUUCAUUCGUUUUAAACGCAGCGCGCUGUUCCGGACUAACCCAUUACAUCGACCGCAUGAAGCCCGCACAUCUUCUGUUUGAUCUUACCUCGCCGGCUUCGAGUCUUCGAAUUACCCUUACCUUUUAGGCACGGGGGUUUAUCUUCUCACUUUUCGACCUUGAAAUAUAAUUUAGAUGUUUAACUCCUACUUGAAUAUUCUUGACUCGCCGCCUCUAUAGGGAACAAACUUAUUUUUCCAGCUAAGAGAAAGAUGCAUGUAUGGAGGAUCCAAGUUUCCCUCUGGUUCCUGCUCUACAUCAAUUUUCUGCCAGUGUGUUGGUGCGCUCAGGGGAAGUACGCGCAGAAGCUGCUCACCGAUCUGUUCUCCAACUACACCAACGCCCUGCGGCCUGUGCAGGACACGGACAACAUCAUGAACGUCACCCUGCAGAUCACCCUCUCGCAGAUCAUCGACAUGGACGAGCGUAACCAGAUCCUCACCUCCUACCUGUGGAUCCGCCAGGUGUGGAUCGAUGCCUUCCUCACCUGGGACAAAAAUGACUAUGAUGGGCUUGAUACCAUCCGCAUACCUAGUAGUUAUGUAUGGAAACCUGAUAUUGUCCUAUAUAACAACGCCGACGACCAGUUCUCGGGCUCCAUGGCGACCAAUGUGGUGAUCCGCCACGACGGGCAGAUCAUGUGGGACUCGCCGGCCAUCACCAAGAGCUCCUGCAAGGUGGACGUGUCCUUCUUCCCCUUCGACGCCCAGCAGUGCCGGCUGACCUUCGGCUCCUGGACGCACAACGGCAACCAGAUGGACAUACACAACGCGCUGGACAGCGCCGACCUGGCCGACUUCGUGGAGAACGUGGAGUGGGAGGUGCUGGGCAUGCCGGCCAAGAAGAACGUGAUCCUGUACGGCUGCUGCUCGGACCCGUACCCGGACAUCACCUACACGCUGCACCUGAAGAGGAAGGCCUCCUUCUACAUCUUCAACCUGCUCAUCCCCUGCAUGAUGAUCUCCUUCCUGGCGCCGCUGGGCUUCUACCUGCCGGCCGACUCCGGGGAGAAGGUGUCCCUGGGCGUGACCGUGCUCCUGGCCCUCACCGUCUUCCAGCUGCUGGUGGCCGAGAGCAUGCCGCCUUCCGAGAACGUCCCGCUCAUUGGGAAGUACUACAUCGCCACCAUGACCAUGAUAACGGCCUCCACAGCGCUGACCAUCUUCAUCAUGAACAUCCACUACUGCGGCCCGGAGGCCAAGCCGGUGCCCGAGUGGGCCCGCAAGUUCAUCCUGCACUACCUGGCCCGCGUCUGCUUCGUCUACGAGGUGGGCGAGAACUGCAUGAGCGUCCUGCCCGAGCGGGUCGACCCGCAGGCCCCGCGGGGGGGCGCCAACUGGGCCGCCAACGGCCGCGCCCCCAGGGAGGACCCGGGCAGGACGGAGGCGCCGGCGCCGACGGAGAAGGAGGACGCGGAGCGAGACGCCGCCAGUCCGCCGGGGAACAACACCGCCCCCUUCUGGCGGGAGGGGGUACACGCCGGCUCGGACCACGGGGUGGCAGGGGGAGCGGCUGGAGGUGGAGGUGGAGGAGGAGGAGGGACAGGGCGCGAGGUCUGCAAGGCCCAGUGCAUAUGCCACCACCAGCUGCUCCUGAGACACCUGGAGUACAUCGCCAACUGCUACCGCGACCAGAGGACCACGCAGAAGCGCACGGGCGAGUGGAGGAAGGUGGCCAAGGUCAUGGACCGCUUCUUCAUGUGGAUCUUCUUCAUCAUGGUCUUCCUCAUGAGCCUGCUGAUCAUGGGCAAAGCCAUCUGAGGUGAGAGACAGAAAGAGAGGGAGGGAUGGAGAGAGAGAGAGAUGGAAACAGAGGGAGCUGGAAAUAAAGAGAGAUGGAGAGGGAGAUGGAGAGAGGGAGAUGGAAAGAGAGGGAGAUGGAGAGAGGGAGAUGAGGGAGGGAGAUGGAGAGAGAGGGAGAUGGAGAGAGGGAGAUGAGGGAGGGAGAUGGAGAGAGAGGGAGAGGGAGAGAGGGAGAUGGAGAGAGGGAGAUGAGGGAGGGAGAUGGAGAGAGAGGGAAAUGGAGAGAGAUGUACACAGAAUCACAUCAGAGAACAAAAAUGCAUUGGCCUGCUCUCCUGGGUAUUUUUCGGGCCCUUUUCUGGCACCCAGGGAGUGGCUCUUCACAGCGCUCAGAGUCAGCGGUUCUCCAACGCGUAACAGAUCGGAAAGAGAACCGACGACAAAGACAACGAGCGCUUGAUUCACAGCGCACACCGCAGUCAAGUGUAACCUACAAGGCAUGAAGAGACUAAAACUAGAGACUCUUUUUUU